Molecule: messenger RNA, 1521 nt
Organism: Prosopis cineraria
Lineage: Eukaryota; Viridiplantae; Streptophyta; Magnoliopsida; Fabales; Fabaceae
Product: protein SGT1 homolog A-like
Exons: 10
Coding region: 223-1308 (361 amino acids)
Biological process (GO): defense response to fungus; protein stabilization
Cellular component (GO): nucleus; cytoplasm
Molecular function (GO): protein-folding chaperone binding
Source: RefSeq, a predicted model, not a curated record
CGAUUCCAUCACCCACGAUUUGUGAUUUCUUCUACAAGACGAAACCACUUUAGUAAUACUUGGAGCGAAAGGACGAAGUUUCUAGAUAACAGUCGUCGAAAGCUAAGGUCGUCAAGUCAACCAGACCAGGUCUUUCUCUUUAUUUGUUCAGAGCUGAGCAGCUCCUCCCCAUCACUGAGACGCCUGAGAUCUUGACUUCGGAAGUCUGCACGCGGCGUUACAAUGGCAAGCGAACUUGAAAAGAAGGCCAAUGAAGCGUUCUUCGAGGAUGACUUCCCUCUCGCUGUUCAUUUGUACUCUCAAGCAAUCGACUUGGAUCCCUCCAACGCCGAUUUCUUUGCCGACAGAGCUCAGGCCCACAUUAAACUCAACAACUUCACUGAAGCGGUUUCGGAUGCAAACAAAGCAAUCGAAUUGAACUCAUGGUUGACAAAAGCGUAUCUUCGUAAAGGGACUGCAUGUUUAAAGCUUAAAGAGUAUCAUACUGCCAAGGUGGCGCUUGAGACUGGUGCUUCACUGUGUCAAAAUGAUUCAAGAUUCACCAAGUUGAUCGACGAAUGUAAUCGCCAUGUCACAAAGGAAUCCAAUGGUCUCACUAACUCUUUAUCAACAAAUGGGGCAGCAUUGACUGUAUUGCCUACUAGAACUGAAGAAGAUGAAAGAUUUAGUCAUGCGAGUCAAACACACACUGAUACCUCUGCGAAACCAAGAUACAGACACGAAUACUUCCAAAAACCAGAGGAAGUGGUUUUGACAAUUUUUGCAAAAGGAAUACCCGCAAAAAAUGUGGUGGUUCAGUUUGGUGAACAAAUUCUGAGCAUUACUAUUGAUGUUCCUGGCCAAGAAGCCUAUCGCUAUCAAUCUCGAUUAUUCGGAAAGAUAAUACCUGAUAAGUGCAGAUUUGAGGUGUUGUCAACCAAAGUUGAAAUCCGUCUAGCAAAAGCUGAAGAUAUUAAUUGGACAUCUUUUGAAUAUGCCAAGGAUGCACUUCCUCAGACAAAAAAUAUUCCAUCAACUGGAUCUCAUAGGCCUACAUACCCAUCAUCAAAGGCAAAGAAAGACUGGGAUAAGCUGGAAGCUCAAGUAAAGAAAGAGGAGAAGGAAGAAAAGCUAGAUGGUGAUGCUGGUCUGAACAAGCUGUUCAGAGAUAUAUUCCAAAAUGCAGAUGAGGACAUGAGGAGAGCGAUGACUAAGUCAUUUGUGGAGUCCAAUGGGACAGUGCUGUCAACAGACUGGAAAGAAGUGGGAUCCAAGAAGGUUGAGGGCAGUCCUCCGGAAGGCAUGGAGAUGAAGAAAUGGGAAUACUGAUUGACCCCGCAGUAACUGCAGUCGUAGCUUGAUUUCAAAUUAUUUUCUCUCCUUGUUGUAAGAAUUGUGGCUUCAAAACUUGCCUCCUUUCUUCUCAGAGACCAAUAACUUUCUUUUGUUUGAAAAGACUUGUUGAGCUUGAAUUAAUGAGUUGUGAAAAUCCCGUAUUUGUGAUCAGCUCCUGAGCUAAUGAGUAAAACCAUUUCUGGUGAA